Messenger RNA from Vicia villosa (hairy vetch), 1393 nucleotides. Its product is annotated as E3 ubiquitin-protein ligase RSL1-like. The transcript has 2 exons. Lineage: Eukaryota; Viridiplantae; Streptophyta; Magnoliopsida; Fabales; Fabaceae. Gene Ontology annotation, cellular component: ubiquitin ligase complex; cytoplasm. Gene Ontology annotation, biological process: positive regulation of proteasomal ubiquitin-dependent protein catabolic process; ubiquitin-dependent protein catabolic process; protein polyubiquitination. The record is from RefSeq and is a predicted model, not a curated record. Gene Ontology annotation, molecular function: ubiquitin protein ligase activity; ubiquitin conjugating enzyme binding; zinc ion binding. The coding region runs from base 125 to 1150 and encodes 341 amino acids.
CAAUCAAAACGUCGCCUUACUUACUAAGUUUUGUCGCUCCACGUAACGAAGUCGUUCUUUCUUUCAUUCCCAAUUUUCCUCCAAAAACAAGAAAAACUUGAGUGAGCCAUUAACACAAACACCAAUGGCGCAACCAUCAUCAUCCUCAUCCUCAUCCUCACACUCACUCCUUAAUCCCGACGCCGUAGACGAUGUUUACUUCUCCGUCGUCUCCGACGAUGAAACUGAUCCUACCCCCGUCUCCGAUCACAAGUACGCUGAAGCAUUACAGUUUCAAGAAGCGCUAAUGUCCUCCGUCAUCACUUCUUCACAACCACCACAACCACCACCAUGCGUAGCAUCGUCGUCAAGAACCGUCGAUGAAGAGUCACUGUUCAAUGAAACCCUUGUGGACUCACUCAUCACUUCCCAAUACGUUUCCUCGUCAACCUCACCGCCAUUACUCUGCGUACCAUCAUCAUCAUCAUCAUCAUCAAAGGCCGUUGAAGUUGACACUAUCGUGAACAAUGAAGAACAAGAACCGAUCAUCAUUUGCGAGAUUUGCGCUGAAGCAAAAACCGACGACGAAAUGUUCAGGAACCAAAGAUGUCACCAUUCCUUUUGUUCCGAAUGUGUUGUCAAACAAGUUGCAACAAAAAUCCAAGAAAACAUAACGGUUGUUUCUUGUCCCGGUUUGAACUGCAAGGGUGUGUUGGAGCUUGAAACCCUUAGGCCAUUGCUUCCCAAAGAAGUGAUUGAUAGGUGGGAUGAUGCAAUGUGUGAGGCUCUUUUGCUUGCUGUUCCGAAAUUCUAUUGUCCGUUUAAGGAUUGUUCGGCGAUGUUGCUUGAUGAAAAUGAAGAGGGGGAAGAGAUUAGGGAAUCUGAGUGCCCUUUUUGUCAUAGGUUGUUUUGUGCUAGGUGUCAUGUUUCUUGGCACCCUGGGGUUGGUUGUGAGGAGUUUCAGACAUUGAAUGUGGAUGAAAGGGGGAGGGAGGAUCUUUUGGUUAGAGAGCUUGCUAAUGAGAAGAAAUGGAAGAGGUGUUCUAAGUGUAGGUACUAUGUUGAAAAAAAGGAUGGAUGUUUGCACAUUACAUGCAGGUGCAAAUAUGAGUUUUGCUACGCUUGCGGUGAACAAUGGACAAAUACUCAUGGUGGGUGCCAAAGAAAUUAGAUAGAUCUUAGAAAGGAUGAUAAUUCGUUGGAUAUCUCUGUUUCAUGAAAUAGAUUUUGUUUGUGGUUGUUUUGAUAUGGAUAGAGGAAUGCUGCAGUUUAGAAAGACAAAAUUUGAGGAAGUCUAGGGUGUUUUUUGUUUAGUAAAACGUGAAUGCUUGUAAGAAAAAUAUGUUGCAUGGUUUUAAUACUUUGCUAAGUUGCUAUUCCUUACCGUGAUUUAUGCACGCCUUGAUCUUACUUG